Molecule: messenger RNA, 803 nt
Organism: Lolium rigidum
Lineage: Eukaryota; Viridiplantae; Streptophyta; Magnoliopsida; Poales; Poaceae
Product: germin-like protein 1-3
Exons: 2
Coding region: 83-763 (226 amino acids)
Biological process (GO): regulation of root development; plasmodesmata-mediated intercellular transport
Cellular component (GO): plasmodesma; cell wall
Molecular function (GO): manganese ion binding
Source: RefSeq, a predicted model, not a curated record
CUGACUUGUCUUGAGCUACUUCCACUCCCACACAGCUAACCAACCAUCACGUUCUAGUUACCCUAAAGAGACUAACUUGACCAUGGCGCCAAAGCAUCUCUCCGCCGUUCUCCUUGCCGCCGGCGCCAUCAUCCUAGCCCUCGCCGUGCCAUUGCUCGCCGGCGACCCCGACAUGCUCCAGGACUUCUGCGUCGCCGACUACGGUUCCCUCAAAGGCCCACUGCGGGUUAACGGGUUCCCCUGCAAGAGGCCGGAGAACGUGACGGCCGACGACUUCUUCUCCAACGUGCUGUCCCUCCCGGGCAACACCGGCAACCCGGUCGGUUCUGCCGUGACGGCGGCGAACGUGGAGAAGGUCCCCGGGCUCAACACCCUGGGCAUGUCCAUGUCCCGUGUCGACUACGCGCCGUGGGGCGUGAACCCGCCGCACACCCACCCGCGCGCCACCGAGAUCAUCUUCGUGCUCGAGGGCUCCCUCGACGUCGCCUUCGUCACCACCGGCGGCAACCUCUACGCCCGCACCGUCUGCAAGGGCGAGCUCUUCGUCUUCCCACGCGGCCUCGUCCACUUCCAGCGGAACAACGGUGGGGCGCCAGCCGUCGCCAUAUCGGCGUUCAACAGCCAGCUUCCGGGCACACAGUCUCUUGCGGUGGCAAUGUUUGGCUCGUCGCCGCCGAUGCCCACUGACGUGCUGGCGAGGGCGCUCCAGAUCGACGGCGGCGUCGUGGAGACCAUCAAGUCCAAGUUCACGCUCAAGUACUAGGCGUGCAUGAUGCAUGCAGUUGGAUGGAUCGGCCCUGUCU